Molecule: messenger RNA, 1080 nt
Organism: Aureobasidium musti
Lineage: Eukaryota; Fungi; Ascomycota; Dothideomycetes; Dothideales; Saccotheciaceae
Source: the annotation of a GenBank genome assembly
AUGGCCUCUGGUCCGCCAGUUCAACUACCGUCACUCGCCAUCAGCGUCCUCAGCAACAUCCGCCACGCAGAUUUGUCUCGAAUAGAAGUGUAUUUUCUCUCGUCUUCGAGUCUGUCGGCGGCGUCACUUACUUCAGUCUGUGACGCUUUGACAGAGUCAUACGUACAUGAUGUAUUGUACGAUGAACAGGUGGAAGAUUAUCACCAAUUCCUCACACCUAUCCUGACACCUUUCGAAUCUGUUCAAGACUGUGUCGAAAGGCACUUUGAUGGUCUAGACAAGUGGCUUCUCGGGCACCCCAAGCCAGACGAGUCUUCAACCGUCUAUCCUCGCGGCAUCCUGGUCUUUGACAAGAAUGAGCAGGAGACACUACUCGUACACAUCGACCCUAUAAACAAGAAAUGGCAUAUAGGAUCCAUCUAUCUACCCAUGACAGAGCUCGGACUCGAACUCACCAGCCUCAUGAUGGGCGAUGAGUACAUGGGAGAUCUAUGCGCUAGAUACAAUGUUAAGGUGCCUCAAAACGACCCUGACGUCAAUGAAAACUACAUGGAGCACCAGAAGGACGAGACUGGCGCAUGGAAGAACAACCCACAACGUUUCGCUGUCUUUUCAACAGGAUGGAACCAUCCGCUUCCUGUACUAAGUAUGCUAGACGAUUCAUGGGUAGACGUACCACAUGGCCAUUCCCAUGUUGGCCUCUACUCUCUGACUGGAUCACAACCAUACCCUGCAGAUAUAGACAAAGUCAAAGAAAGAUUCCCGGCGUAUGUGGCCGCUGACCAGAGGGGCGAAAGGAGACAUGAAGGCAAAGGACCAUGUGCUUCCUGCAGGCCUUUGCACAAAACGAUCUUCAUCGACGUCGACAAUCCUGAACCGAUGACCAAGGGCGUGUUAGUGUGUACAAUGGACUGGAAUGCCAACACUGAUGGCAAAAGUGACGACCAGCUAGCCGACGUAGGAUUGAAGGCGAAGAUCGAAACAAAGAGAGUUGGUGUCGCGUUUGCGGUGGCCACAGCGAAGGCCAUGUCCUCAGAGCAGGCUGAUCAGAAAUCUCAAGACUGGCAGGAAAAGAUCUAG